GUAGCCCGAGGCAUCAGGUGUGCAUGCAGAGACGUAGAGUGAAAGAGAAGAGGAGCAGCAGCCAGAUGAAUGAGCUCCGCGGCACCGGACAUGUGAUAAGGGGAGCGCAGGACUGUGCUGGGUCUGAAACAGUAUGUGUAUGUCGAGAUCAGACAUAAGAACAGCUGUAGGAGGGAGAACGACUUACAUUAGGGAUCUGGAAGUGGAUUGGAAAGGAAGAAGACAAUGCAGCUGGACAAGAAACACUACCAUUAGUUUUUCGUUGGAUUUAUGUAUGAGGGUAAUCCUUGAAACUGCUGCACCAUGACUGGCAAGCAAGGGAGGCAGUGGAGGUCCAUGUGCAAAGGCCUGGUCCUGGGUACCCUCCUGACCAGCUGCAUGAUCCUGCUCUACUGCCUCUCCACACCACAGAUCCACUUCAGUCUGCCUGAGGUUCCAGUGCCUUACUCCUGUGCCCACCGUCCAUCCCAUCUCCACCCUAAACCAACCACAAACAGCUCACACCAAACUCAUGGCCAGACCUGCGCUCCUAAAGUCGAUAUAAUGUUCAUGAAGACCCACAAAGCAGCCAGCAGCACCUUCCUCAACAUCCUCUUCCGUUUUGGAGAGAAGCACAGGCUCAAAUUUGCCUUUCCUAACAGCAGAAAUGACUUCUUCUAUCCAUCUCUUUUCGAGCGCUCCCAGGUAAAAGACUACAGACCUGGAAUGUGUUUCAAUAUUAUCUGUAAUCACAUGCGCUUCAAUGCGCCUGAGGUGGCCAAGUUGCUCCCUAUGGACACUUCCUACAUCACUAUUCUGCGCGACCCAGCAGAGCUUUUUGAGUCGUCAUUCCACUACUUUGGCCGGCUGGUGCCUUUUACCUGGAAGAUACCAGGUGAUGACAAGCUGACUGAGUUCCUACGUGACCCCCAUUACUACUUUGAUCCACAGGGCUUCAACUCUUUCUACCUCAAGAAUCUGCUGUUCUUUGACUUCGGACAGGACAACACUCUGGAGCUGGAUGAUCCUCGGGUAGAAGUAGGAAUCAAAUCCAUCACUGACCGUUUUCAGCUGGUCAUGUUGGUGGAAUACUUUGAGGAAUCACUCAUCCUGCUCAAGGAUGCCCUCUGCUGGGAGAUGGACGACUUGCUCUUCUUCAAGCUCAAUGCCCGCAAGGGAUCCACUGUGUCUAAACUUACCCCUGAUCUGAGGGCCAGGGCCCUCAAGUGGAAUGCUAUUGACUGGAAGCUAUACCAGCAUUUCAACCAAACCUUUUGGAAGAAAGUAGAUGCAUAUGGACAGCGGCAGAUGGCUGAGGAUGUGGCAGAGCUCAAGAGAAGGAACGCGGAGAUGGCAUCCAUCUGCAUUGAGGGGGGUCGUGCUGUGGAAGCUGGCAGCAUCCAAGAGACAGCCAUGCAGCCCUGGCAACCCAUCGGAGAGAAGUCCAUCAUGGGCUAUAACCUGAAGAAGAAUGUGGACAAGGCACAUCGGAAGUUGUGCCGUAAGAUGUUGAUGCCAGAGCUUCAGUACUUAACAGAGCUUGGUGUGAACCUGUGGAUCACCAAGCUGUGGGGCCAUGUCCGAGAUAUCAUUAACUGGUAACUAGACAUGUAAGAGCAAGAGGGGCCAAUUCAACUCUGAAAGACUGUCUUCAAAGAAGAGAAAUCUGACUGUGUGGCUGACAGAGAGCGGUUAAUAGCUUCUGUCACAUUUCCUGUCUCAUUUUGUUGCAAAUGUAUUUGCAUUUCAUAUGAUCGUGCACUGUAAUGUAUCUGAUGGGUGCUUGAGAAAAAAAAAUACUGUUGACCACACAAUCGACAAAUACUGAACCACUUUACUACAUGCAAUUGAGGCCUAGUAUUGUUCUCUGUGUUUAUGAGUCAAAUUUCAGACAUUAAAAUGUUCUUACUUUCAGAUGUGACCUUGUGCUAAUGGAGCAGUUGAUUGAACUACAAAGUUGAGGACAAAUUUUAUAAGCCCUUUGAUGGAAUCAAGACCCAUUGUUGCCAUCCCUGCCAAAUUAUUAAGGUUUUUUGAAGACAUAGAAAGAAUCAUACUUCACUUUGAGCUAAAUGUUGUCCAACUCUUUGGUGUCCAUCCCCCAAAGUUGAAGCAUUUAAAUUCUGAGAGUCCCCUCUAACAGCUAAAAUACAGAUGUGAAAAUAGUGAAUGUAUGUUUAAGUAUUCCAUCCCACAUUAUUGUCUAUGGAGGACAAAAUCAGCCAUCAUUAAAAAAAAAAGGUAGGUGAGUAAACACUGACAUUUCUAAUAACACUUGUCACUCGUCAGAACAGGGAAACCACAGGUGCAACUAAUAGCAUUAACGAUCACUCUGUUCCACGGCCCCAGAGCUACAUCAUCUAAAUCAAAUGUGGCCAUAAUUAUUGUUAUUAAUUACACCUGUGCUUGCCCUGCAAUGACAUGACAAAUGAAAAAGGUCUGAUGAAUAAUAUGCAAAGAAGUGAAUCAAUUAAAUACAGAGUACAGCACUAUUCAAUCAAGAAGAAAAAUAAUUUCUUUAUUCAUUUACUUUCCUUAUCAGUUUUUACAGAAUAUGAAAUAUUAAUAUUAUGUUAUUAUUAUGUUGUUUUCUGCUAUAUUAUAUAACAUUUUUGCUGUUGUAGCCAAUUCUGCUCUUUCUCCUGAUAUCACAAUGUUAAUCCUAAUAGCAUUCGCCCUUGCCGGGUGUCUUGGUAGGUACAAUGAUGAUGUAGUGGGACUUUGUUGUGUAGUGAGCCAAAAAAAAAAAUCAUUGUCAGCCAAGUAGGGUAAAUCCGUUCUAGAAAGGCACUAUGACAAUGACUAACAGCAUUAGACACCACCUACAAGUGUUUACACAGCAUCGUAAUCAUAGCCUGCAGAAAUAAAGGAAAUUAAAUUGAGAAAUAAAUAGAUGUUUUUCCUGAUAAUGCACUGUAUCACUUAUUUAUUUCUUAAUUUGUGCACAUUCACCUACAUAUUAUUUUUGUGUAUUCUAGGCAUUUAAUAUUUUGUUUAUAGUCUUUUGUAUUCAUUAAUGGAUUCAGUUAUUGAUUAAUUUAUCUGUAAUUUACUGAUUUUGUCCUCCAUACAUUUCCCCAUCGCUCCCAGCAAUAUGUGAUAAUCUUUUUAUCCUCAAAAUAAAGUGAAAAUUACAUGUAAUACUGCAUGUAUUAAAUGUC
Molecule: messenger RNA, 3140 nt
Organism: Seriola dumerili (greater amberjack)
Lineage: Eukaryota; Metazoa; Chordata; Actinopteri; Carangiformes; Carangidae
Gene: gal3st1a
Product: galactose-3-O-sulfotransferase 1
Exons: 3
Coding region: 304-1581 (425 amino acids)
Biological process (GO): myelination; galactosylceramide biosynthetic process
Cellular component (GO): membrane
Molecular function (GO): galactosylceramide sulfotransferase activity
Source: RefSeq, a predicted model, not a curated record